UAGGCAACCAGAACUGCGUCUUUGGAGGUGUUAAACAGCAGGGUUAGAAGUUGUAAUUAAAACAUUAACGCCGUCGUUUAGCGGCUGCAGGAUUUCAAAGUCCAAAGCAAGAACCAUGCAAGAUCCUGGAAAGAAGAAUUUGGCCAAUAGAAGGGUGUUCGUAACAGCAAAAUACGUGGAUUCUGACCAAGAUGAAAACGAGGAGAAAAUCAAUAAUAACGUUCCGAAAAAGACUGCAGCUCUUUCUGACCAUGACACCCGGGUUUUAAGAACCAAGCUACACAUUGUGCAAGAAGAACUUGAUCUGCUUUCCACUGAAUAUCAUAAUCAGAAUGAUGAAUUUGAUAAGCUUUUUGCAACAAAUAAGAGGAUGGCCGACGAUCGAGCCAAACUGCAGAAGACCAUUUAUGUCCAGAAAAUACAAAUUGAGGAGCAGAAAGCUUCGAUUAAAGAUCUUGCCCACAAAUGUCAUGAUCUCCGUCUGCAAGUGUAUGACUUAAGCAAGCUGGUUAAAGGUUAUGAUGAGGAAGUGGAGAAGAUGAACUGCCAACUGACUGCAGCCAAUCUGGUGAAGAAGAAGAAGAUUCUGAGCAGUGAAGAAAAUCUAAAUAUAGAAAAUCUACUGGCUGAGAACCAAAACCUUAAGAAGCAAAAAUAUGACCUUAUUUUGGGUUUCAAGAAGCAAACCAAGCUGAUCGACAUUCUGAAAAGACGGAUAAUGCACCUUGAGGCAGCAAAGCUGCUGUCCUUCACGGAGGAGGAGUUCAUCAAGACCAUGCUGGAAACACAAUAAACAUGAUCCUCACUGUC
Molecule: messenger RNA, 810 nt
Organism: Gambusia affinis (western mosquitofish)
Lineage: Eukaryota; Metazoa; Chordata; Actinopteri; Cyprinodontiformes; Poeciliidae
Product: testis-expressed protein 9-like
Exons: 8
Coding region: 116-793 (225 amino acids)
Source: RefSeq, a predicted model, not a curated record